Molecule: messenger RNA, 1538 nt
Organism: Suillus subaureus
Lineage: Eukaryota; Fungi; Basidiomycota; Agaricomycetes; Boletales; Suillaceae
Product: kinase-like domain-containing protein
Exons: 5
Coding region: 375-1235 (286 amino acids)
Biological process (GO): protein phosphorylation
Cellular component (GO): EKC/KEOPS complex; nucleus; cytosol
Molecular function (GO): ATP binding; protein serine/threonine kinase activity
Source: RefSeq, a predicted model, not a curated record
UGGAGCCUGUACGAAGCUCGACGAUUAUUAUUUCCAAUCCUAGUAUUGAUGAAUAGUCUUGCACUUAACAUCCGAAACCUUCUUCUGCAAUCGUUACGAUGAAGUUAUUGCCAGCGAGUGUCUGCUCACGAAGUUUAGAUCAUCUGAGACUCGGAGCAUGCGGUGAAAAGAAUGAUAUGGAUUUUGGCAGUGCAUAGUUCCGGGAUUCCAGGACCUCGCACUAAGACUUCAGAGAGCAAAUAUUAUGUCAAAGUUGUUCAGAAUCAUGUGCUGGCUGAAAUCAGACUGACGUCCUCGGAGAAGCAAUCGGGAAUUGCCAGAUUAUGUUGGGUUGAAUCUUAUCGAUUACUAUCUCUGAGAGUCAAACCCUAAUCAUGCUUUCCUCAUCGUCUUCCAAACCACCGACGCAGCAACUAUUACAGUCUGCGGAUCUCAUCUCCCAGGGCGCUGAAGCUGCAAUCUACAAAGCAUAUCUACGUCAAUUUUCGACAUCAGGCCAUGGCAUUGGUCACGGUGCAGCUCUUGAGGCGUUGGAACCGGUUCUCUUGAAGUACCGGUUCCGCAAGCACUACCGCCACCUGUCACUCGAUACAUCACUCACCCGGCAACGUAUAGCCGGUGAAGCUCGCGCGUUGAUGAGAUGUAUGCGGUCCGGCGUCAUUGUACCCGGAAUCAGGAUGGUGGAUGUGAACGAAGGUGUACUGGGUAUCGAGUGGAUAGAUGGCAAGAGUGUGCGUCAAAUCCUACCCGGUGGGGCUGAACUCGAGGACAUCAGCGAGCUUGGAGAGGUGGAUGAAAUCCAUGAAAAUGGCGCUGCAGACUCAAUUGCUGAUUAUGGAGUCUCUCGAGGUAGGACUGUUCGCAUGCUGAUUGGAUCCUACUCAACUUCCGUAGAUGCCCUGAUGGAUAUGAUCGGUGUUGAGAUUGCAAAGAUGCACUUGGCCGACAUAAUUCAUGGUGAUCUGACGACCUCGAACAUGAUGUUGAGGAAACAAACAAGUGAUUUGGUUCUUAUAGACUUUGGACUCGCCUAUCAUUCUACUCUCGUAGAAGAUAAGGCUGUGGACCUUUAUGUCCUGGAACGCGCCUUUGCCUCAACUCAUCCUGACUCGGAGCCACUGUUUGCGGGAGUGCUGAGCGCGUAUGAGAAGCGCAUGUGCAAACAUUGGCUGCCAAUUAAAAAGAGAUUAGAUGAUGUGCGACUAAGAGGGAGGAAACGAAGCAUGGUUGGUUAGCAUACAUGCUAGACUGUUUCAAAAAUGUGGAAGUGAGUUCAAAUGAAGGCUAAUUACCCUUUGAUGUGCUAGAUCAGACCCAGAUGAUAUUAUUCACCAGUCCUGUCAGGCUUGAUUCAUGUUUGACACGAGCACGUCUUUGGGGCUAGAUACCGCCUCACGACAUUUGGACCCUUCUCUGAUCUCUAUGUUCACAGCAGAUAUGGCAGGUUACAUUUCAAUAAUUGGACGUAAGUACAUUGUCCAGUCUCUUCUCGUCACAUCCCCCCUGGUACGUGUUAACAUAAGAUAGUCAAAUUGUUG